Molecule: messenger RNA, 2560 nt
Organism: Anthonomus grandis grandis
Lineage: Eukaryota; Metazoa; Arthropoda; Insecta; Coleoptera; Curculionidae
Product: zinc finger protein 624-like
Exons: 7
Coding region: 206-2020 (604 amino acids)
Biological process (GO): regulation of transcription by RNA polymerase II
Molecular function (GO): DNA-binding transcription factor activity; RNA polymerase II cis-regulatory region sequence-specific DNA binding
Source: RefSeq, a predicted model, not a curated record
CCCAAAAGUCAUUAUUGUCAAAUGUCUGCUUUGUUUUUUGUUUAGAAUUUUAUUUUGUGAUUACUUUGAUAUAUACUAUUUUUGCCAGUAAAACCUUACAAUGUAAAAUAAACAAGUGUAACAAUAAAAUAAACUACUUAACAUACAACAGCAAAUCAAGUGCAGUGGCAAAAUUUUUGCAAGGACAAUUACCUGAGGGCUAAUAAUGCAAGAUAAAAGCACAAUAUGUGAACAAUGCCUUAGACCCUCCUUAGCUCCCUCAAAUCGGUUAGUUCAGGAUACCUGUGGUCACCAGAAAUGCAGAGCUUGUUUAUUAGAUGAUGAAAAUUCAUGCAAACAAUGCUUAUCUUACAACAGCUACCACAAGGUGCAAGAAGUGAGUUUUCUAGAUCUUGAGGGAACCCCAAAUGGAAAUGAAAGAUCUGAUUCUGUUAGCUACUGUAAUGGAGGUGCUAAAUUAAAUAAUAAUGGUAAUGACCAUAUAAAAGCAGAAUUAUUUCCACCAACAGACAUUGAAAAAAAAAUAGAGAAUAAUUACAUUGAGCAGGUGGAUCAAAACAUCCCAGCUAAAGAGAAAACAAAAAUUAAAGAAAAAAAAGAGACAAAGAAAAACUUGUUGGUGAUUCCUCCUCACAUCACAGUGCAGUCAAAUCCUGUAAACUAUCAUUGUACCAUAUGCCAAAAAUCAUUUAUAACUAAAAGCCAUGUAAAAUAUCACCAGUACUGCACAGGAGAGGUAAAGCCAUUCAAAUGUGAAAUCUGUGGUCUUGAAUACAUCCUGAAAAUCCAACUAGAUGUCCACAUGUGCAAGCACAAAAAUGUGAAACCUUUUAAAUGUCUGGUGUGUCCCAAAGCAUUUAGGGAAAGAAGCAAGUUAUCAAGACACUCACUUCUUCACUCCCCUUGGAAAAAUUUUGUAUGCCCAAAAUGUGCCAAAUCAUUUAAAACAAAAGAGUGCUUGAAAAUCCAUAGUUUUAUUCAUCAAGAGGAAAAGCCGUUUUCCUGUUCACAAUGCCAGGCCAAGUUCAGUAAUUCUUCUAACUUAAAAAAACAUUUAGCAUCACAUUCAAAUGUCAAGGAACAUAUGUGUGAUGAAUGUGGAAGGACUUUUAAAUUGAAAUGGGCAUUGUCUGUUCAUAGGAGGUCUCACCUGAAUGUAAGGCCACAUGAAUGCCAUGUUUGUAUGAAGUCCUUUGUAAAUCUCAAGGAUCUGCAGAGACAUUCUCUAAUACACACAGAUACGAAACAGUUCUCCUGCGGCAUCUGCAUGAUGAGCUUCCGGCGCAAGGACAACCUACUGCGACACCAGAAGAAUUCGCAUCCAGGUAAGAAGGCCGAUAUAAUAGAGAACCCAUUGGGUUCUUCAGUUUCAGACGAGCCGAUCCAACGAUCGGUCGUCGUUGAUAAUCCGAACGCUGUUAACGUGAUAACCGCCCUGACAACGAAUUAUAGUGGCGGGGCCGUCGGUGAAUCAGCGAUGCAGCAGCGACAACAGACCAAGGCUACAGUCUCAUCUGCCCAUUCCAGACCGACGGGAUCAGUCAUCAACGGUCCGGUCAAGCUCGCGUUUAAAACGCCGGCUUUCAAGAGCGUUUACAAUAUUACGAGAGGCGGAGAUUUCCUACCACAACCUAACGGUCAAACGAAUGUCUCUUUAGCACCAGACACCGUCUCCUCCAGCACAACUAUCGACACGGAUGCUCGGGAGAACGCAAUGCAGACAUCUGCCACUCCAAAUUAUAGUUUUGAAACGUCAGCAGAUACAGUACCUUCACCGGCUAACAGUACGUCUCAGCAAUGUUUGUCGUCGUAUUCGAGCGCGCUGCAUUACGAGACAUCUUUUCAAAACAAAAAACAUGCAAUGAUUAAGAAUAUUAAGUUUAAAGUGCCGCCAGAAUAUACUAAGUUAUUUAAAAAGCCUUUAGGUACGGAUGGUGAAACUGCCAAUGAAUUGAAUUCGGAUUCUUGCGAAUCGGGUGCUUCUGAUAGUAAAAGUGUCAUUGUCACCAAUAAGCGCUGAUUGGUUUCGGUGGUUCCAAGUAAUUUAUUGAUCUUUGUUAGCGUUGUGCAACUUUAUGCUGAAAAUAAAUAACAUUCAUUUUGGAUUUAAACUUUUUAAAUCCUUUAAAAUUUUUUAAUCCUUUAUGGUGAAUUCAUGUGAAAUAUUUUUUUAUUGUAUAGUCCUUAUUUCUACAAAUUCAUUCUGAAACUGAAGCAUUCACCUAAUACUAAAUAGUUACGUUUAUUAUUUGUUCUAUUUGUAUUAGUAAAGUUAUAAAUUAUAAUAGAAUUAUGGUAUGAAUAAAUAAAAUAUAUAGUUUUAUAUAGUAGAUAUAUUAUUUCGAUAUUAACUAUAAUAAUUUAUAACUCUUUUUUUCUACAUGUAAAUUAAAGUAAGCAUUUAAGUUACUUAAAGCUAAUAAAAAUCAGUAACUUUGGAAAACAGCGUAAGUGUGCGUUCUGAACUUUAUAAAGACUAACUACUUUUGAGACUGUGUUAUUCGUUUUUAGGUUUGUAUCUUGAUAAUGCUAAUAGAAUAAAAUUAUCUGUUUUAUUAAA